Molecule: messenger RNA, 1900 nt
Organism: Leguminivora glycinivorella
Lineage: Eukaryota; Metazoa; Arthropoda; Insecta; Lepidoptera; Tortricidae
Exons: 2
Coding region: 971-1465 (164 amino acids)
Source: RefSeq, a predicted model, not a curated record
ACCGGAUAUAGAAGAAUCAGUACCUAUCUGACACGUCGAUCACAAGAACAAAGGAUCGCGAAUACUAGACGGACCGUUACGUGGACAUUUUGAGAAAAGGAGUUCAAAUUCAAUACUUGAUAAAACUGCGUACGCUUAAAGAGCAGAAGAUUAUUGAAAACAAAUAAGGAAGUCACGGCUACCAUCAGGAUUUAAAGUGAAAGUGAGAAGUGAGAACCUGGGGAGUGUCGUGUCAAUGUGAGUUUGUUCCAAUACUUUCCUAGUUUUGAGAAUCCCUCUUUAAGUGUUUACGCUGUUGAAACUGCAUACCUACUUAUUUUUAUUUCGCAUCUUAAACGCGAAUUCUUACCUAUUAUCCUAUUGUAUAAUUAUUUAUUUCGUAGCGUAACUAAGUACGUACAUAAUUACAACAUACCAAUGUUAGUUAGCACCUUAAAUGUUAAUUAACUACUUAAUUCAAUCAUAUACAUAGAUCAUUACACCAAUAUACUUUAGCUUCCUAUGCUAAUUUGCCAUCAAAUACUAAGACUGGUCCAUGUUAUUCUACAAAUUUCAAAUAAUAAUCUUACAUUAAUUCUGUAGGUUAGUGUUAAAUGUUUUAAACAAAAAUAAUAAGUAGUUCAGACCGUGCUUGCUAUAUUUAGCUUAAAGUAGCUAAAGUGUUAAUCGAGAUAUUUUGUGGUUAUUCCAGCUGAUGCAUUUAUUUUGGCUGUGCGCUCGCGGACCUUGACCUUGGCUGCGCCGGCGCCCGGCAACUGCACACGGGCUUAUCUCUGCUAGCUACCUAGCUGUUUACGCACUUCGCUUGGCUAACUGCACUCUCAUUACGCUUCAUUAUAAACAACAUUUAAGUAUCCCAAUCAUUACUUAUUAUUUGCCACUGUUUUCGCCUAACCUUUUUUAUUACAGUGUUACAUUUGUCGCUAUAAAUAAACAUUGUAAGUACCUAAACUAAUUAAUUGUAUUAAACAUGGACAAAGCUGACAUAAAAGUAUUAAUUAAGCAACGAGCUACUUUUAAAACGAAAGUUACUCAAUUCUUAACUUAUUUAAAUCCUCUUAACAGCUGUCCUAAUUUAAACAGGCUGCAAGUCAGUGAACUAAAUAUUCGCUUGACAAAAAUUGAAGAAAUUUAUUCUGAUUACGAUUCUGUGCAAUCUGACAUAGAAAAUAUAUGUGAAAUUUCAGAAGAGCAGUAUGCUGAGCGUGAGGCUUUUGAGACGAGAUACUUCGGUGCAGUCGCGCUCGCUCGAGAGGUAUUAGCGCGAAGCGGGAACUCGGCAGGCCCCGCGCUGGACUCCAGAUCCGUCGGAUCUUUCAGCCCUCACUCCAUCACAUUUUUUGAUUGGACGAACAGACACGUUGCUCCCAUCUCCCCAGGCCCCAGAAUCUACUGCCAUAAGUACCUUAUCGCGGUACAUGCGCAUCCAACGGCUGAAGACCCAUUUCUGGAAUCGAUUUUAUAACGAAUACAUCUCAGAACUCCAAAAACGUCAGAAAUGGACCAAAGAUGGAGAACAGCUCAAGUUAGGAGAAAUGGUACUAGUCAAGGACGACAGAGUGCCUCCAAACCAAUGGUUGCUAGGUCGAGUAACCCAGCUGUACCCCGGCUCUGAUGGAAUAUCUCGAGUCGCCGAUGUACUCACAAUGACUGGAACUGUCCGGCGCGCCUUCAAUCGCCUAUGCCCACUGCCAGUAGAAAACUAGAACUUCAUUCCUGGGGGGGCAGCAUGUUGACGCCUAGCGUAUGUGUGCCAUGCAUGAGACACACACACGCACACAGCGAGAGCAGCGAACGGCGGGCGCGGCGCGCGCCCCACUCUUCAUGCAUCCAGCAACGCAUACAUACAUUAUCAUGUAGUUAUUUUUUUAUUACUUAUUAAAAAGUAUUUAAUUCGGAA